Messenger RNA from Trichomonas vaginalis G3, 456 nucleotides. RefSeq lists its product as uncharacterized. The record is from RefSeq and is a predicted model, not a curated record. The transcript has a single exon. Lineage: Eukaryota; Parabasalia; Trichomonadida; Trichomonadidae. Bases 1 to 456 code for a protein of 151 amino acids.
AUGAUUGACAAUAAACUUGUUCAAGAAAUCAUCAAAACUAGAUCUUACAAUAAGCACAAGAGGACGAGUUCCCAGAGCAUUAGAGACCACGAACAAAUUUCAAAGAGGAUCUUUAAUGUUGGCGUUAUGCUGGAUUUUGUAACAGCGUUCUUUGAGAAGAAAUUAGGGUCAUAUGUUACUGUAUUCUCAUUGCUUGAAAUUGCAACCAAGGUUUCCAUCAAAACUAAAAUCAAACUUGACAGGCUCGCUAAAAGGAACAGAACUGCUCUUCUGUGCUGGUUUGCGGAGCAUUGGAACAAAGUUUAUCCUCAUUUAUUUCAGUCUGAUGAAACUUCUGAUGAUCACCAAUUCUCAAAUCCAAAUCAAGACUCAUGUGAUCCAGAACUAAGUAUAUACAUUCCUCCAGAAAGCAUAAAGCUAUUAGAGGUAUUAGAUAUUAGUAGGCUUCUUAACUAG